UGCCACCAACCACCCAAAGCCAACUUCAGGGCAGUUCGCUGUGUUUUUGUGUGAAGUGUCAAGGGGCCUCGGCCAGAGAAAAGGGGACAAUGGCAGAGGAUUUCGAGUGGGCGCAGCCCCACCCGGAGCUGCACAAGGUGUGCACGCUGUUUGGGCGCCUGGAGCUGCGCGCCCCGUUGGCGUGGCGCUACCGUCCGCUGCCCAGCCUGCUCCAGCAGGGGCCCCAGUGCGGGCUGGUGGCCCUGGCGAUGCUGUCGGGCGCCCCAGUGGACGCCAUCCAGGCCCACGCUCACGCCCAGGGCUACACCAGUCAAGGCGAGCUGUUCAGCUGCGACCACAUGCUGGAACUGGCGCAGCGCUUCCUGCGCCCGCCGGCCACUUGCCGGCUGUACUCCGGCCGCCUGGACGACGCCCCAAUCAAGCGCUUUCUGCUGCAGGGGGGCUGUUUGCUGGUGCCAUACGACACUGCAAAGGACAACUCGCCAGGGCUCCAGGGCGGCCGCAAGGCCCACUGGGGCGUCGUGAGCGGAGCGAUCAACACCGGCAGGGCGCUUUUCGUGGUCGCCCGGCACGGAAAGGCCAGAAACGUGGGGAUUUGGACGCUCACUGAGCUGGCAGACAGCAACCAGCAGCUGAGGGCUAGCGCCCCGGAGUGCGCCCACCUGAGGCUGCCCCCCGGGGGCAUCGACGGCCCCUCGGGGCUCAACGGCCGCAGUGUUCUGGUUCAGUUAGGGGACAGCUAGCUGUCAGGGCGGUCUCGAGGACUACAAACACCAAGAGCAUUUUUAAUAAAUAAAGUAUAUUACAAAUAA
Dendroctonus ponderosae (mountain pine beetle) is the source of this 812-nucleotide messenger RNA. Its product is annotated as UPF0692 protein CG33108. The transcript has 2 exons. NCBI's taxonomy places the organism in Eukaryota, Metazoa, Arthropoda, Insecta, Coleoptera, Curculionidae. Bases 90 to 743 code for a protein of 217 amino acids. The record is from RefSeq and is a predicted model, not a curated record.